GUACUUGUUCACUGACACCUGUUUCCCGUCCGCUGAUUCAUACGCUCUGUGCCACUCCGUCAGGCUGUUCUUUGGUCGCUGUCGUCGCCCGCGAUGUCUAGUUUCGCCGCGCUCAUGGCGCUGAGCGCCACGCAAACGAAGGAGAACGAGCAGAUGGUCAAGAACGCGCUGGCGGAGAAGCGCAAACGCGAGGAGGAGAAACGGAAGGAGCAGGAGCGGAAGGAGAAGCUGGAGAGAGAACGAGAGGCAAAGAUGCGCUUGAAGAAGCUGGAGGAGCAGCAGCGCGAGAAGGAGCGCCAGGAGAGGCUGGAGAAGGAGCGGCGUGCUAAGGAGGAGGAACUGCGCAGGCGCGAGGAGGAACAGCGCCUGGCGCUCAUGUACGGGCCAAAGAAGUCCAAGGUCGACUAUCCCACCUCGAGUUCAAGCAGUCGGGACGAGGUGCGAAGACAAAGGAUGCCCUCGCCAGACGAUGCAGGGCCGUCUGCUCUUACUCGCGAAGAGAAACGCCAGCGGAAGAUGGCCAUGGAAUUUCGGAGGUCGUACGGGUCGUCGGGUGGCGGCGCACGUCGCUCAGGAUAUGGCAAGGCUGGCCGACUUCUGCCAGGUGGUGCAGUCAAUAUCACGACCGACACGCCUCCCUCUCCAGGACAAGGAGACAGUCAUCAAUCUGUGAAGGCCCGUCUUGCAGCCAUCCCCAAUACUUUGACGAAAUUGAACGUUAAUAAGCGAGACACGCGGACUAUCGACGAGAUUCUGCAGGACCGGGCGAAGGAAAGGGAGUCGAAAGUGCUCGCUGGAGACCAGGCGCGUGAGUUCAACGACUGGUUCGGGUCGUCCAAGAAGAAGGAGAAGGAGAAGAGCACAGCACGCUCUGCUACGCCCAACACCGGAUCCAACACGCCCUCGCAAGUACGGUCGACCAAAUCCGCUUCGCCUGGACUUUUCUCAGAUUCAGGCGCUCCUCCCACUCAAACCAAGAAAUCCGCUCCUGCUUCGAAUGCGUCUCCUGUGCCUACAACUAUUCCCAAGUUGAGCGCAGCGAGUACAGCUAAAUCGGCGACGGCAUCUAAAGCAGCUGUGGCCCGUCCAGCUCCUUUAGAUAUGAGAUCUCUCUCAUCUGUGAAAGCUGGUAUGAACGGCACGAAGACACCGACGUCUGCUGUAAAGGCUACCGGAUCUACGAAAUUGUCCACAGCUUUGGGCAAACAAGCUGUAUCGUCAUACGCUUCCAGCGUUGCCGCUGCGAAGAAGCGACCUCGCUCGCCUUCCUACUCCCCUUCGCCAUCUCCUCCUCCCACGAAUAAGCGUCGCGCUAUGUCUUCCGGGCCAUCGCGCACGGGUGUCAGCGAUAUCAGCUCGGAAAUCUGGAAGAUCUUCGGCAAGGACCGGAGCAGGUACAUGGAACGAGACGUUCUAAGUGACGACGAGGAUAUGGAAGUCGAUGCACGCCUGCUGGAAGCCGAGGAGAAACGGAGUGCCCGCAUCGCGAAGAAGGAGGACGAGCUUGCCUUACAAGAGGAAAUGCGCCGGGAAGAGGAGAAGCGACGCAAGCGGAAGGAGCGCGAGGCCCGGGAGAGGGCCGCCACAAGAAACUAGAGCUCGCUCUCAAUCACUACAGCAUUAUCAUAUGGAUCCCCCAAUCGUAUACCUCGCGGAACGUGGCGUAUGUGAAAAUAAUAGAAGUGGAGGGGCCGCCGUGGCUACAAUAUUUGGUAUCGUUAACUGCAUUCGACAUGGACUAGACUCACCGCACUUGAUUGUAUCAUCCCAAUGACAUGUACUCGCCGAUCUUCAACCUGGCCUCUUGGUUUCUACUGUAACAGACUCAUGUAUAUAUACCGUGUAGGGUGAAAUAUUAUUCUAUGUGGACG
Molecule: messenger RNA, 1871 nt
Organism: Gloeophyllum trabeum ATCC 11539
Lineage: Eukaryota; Fungi; Basidiomycota; Agaricomycetes; Gloeophyllales; Gloeophyllaceae
Exons: 3
Coding region: 94-1596 (500 amino acids)
Biological process (GO): nucleosome assembly; regulation of DNA-templated transcription
Cellular component (GO): nucleolus
Molecular function (GO): DNA binding; histone binding
Source: RefSeq, a predicted model, not a curated record